Molecule: messenger RNA, 2188 nt
Organism: Periconia digitata
Lineage: Eukaryota; Fungi; Ascomycota; Dothideomycetes; Pleosporales; Periconiaceae
Source: the annotation of a GenBank genome assembly
UCGUUCUAAUGAUUGGAGUUCACCUUGCAUGUGCGCUGCUGUCACUCGUACAUUAACGAUUCGAUCACUUUCGUGUACGUUUGUCGAGCGAAACAUACGAGCCCGCAAGGCCCCCCCAGGAUUCACGCCGACCUAUCAGAAGUCGAAUGUGAGGCUUGACGUGAAACUUUCGCCUCUUAGAGGAUUAGUCUCGCGUUACAGAGUAUCACUGACCACCGACUUGAAACUUUCGCGGAAACAACACCAUAUGACCCGUUUUGCGACCGCAAGGCUCACGACGGGUUGUAGGAAUAAAAAUCUCAUCAUAUCUUUUGCUCAUAUUUAUACACAGCAAGAACAAAGCGAAAUGGUUGACAUCAAGUAUUUGGGGGUCUGGCACAGAUGGUGGGGUUUUCGGAUUCCAAUCUGAUGAAACGCACCGAGUCAGUGCAAAGGUUGGCCUAUUCUUCUCACCAAGUGUAAGUGAGGCACAACAUCGCUACGAAAAACUAGCUCCUUCUUCACUGGGCACGAAGGGGAAUAUUUCUCAUUCGGGGUAUCGCGUCGUGUUUGGAGUCAAACGUACCCACAGGAGCGGGAUUUCCACACGAGUGUGCUAUGGCCAACGAUCAGGCCUACCACGGGUCAAGGCACUAGGUAGGAUUAUGGCAGGAUGUUCCUCGGGAACACACGAGUAAGCAUUCGUACAUAACGCUGAUUGUCCCUGUGAGCUCGAUAUGAGCUACCCGCUUUCUUAAUAUACCUUUGGGCAGCUGGUCUGGCAUCAAACGGGAACGGGUGGAGUACGCCGUUGACAAUAUUCUCAUAACCUAUUUGUAUUCGACCAAGCAAUCAAUACUGAGGCUCUUUAAUAUUCCCGAAAUGAGAUAAGGUAUACGCUAUCAAACACGCCGUCGAUUCCAAUCCAGAUAAAUCUACCAUGAGCCCGAAGCCAUAUGGCGAUGCAUACGCACGAGCAUCCACAAAGUACGACGCGGACGAUACUGCUUCGAUUCUCUCCAUGACCGAGACCUUACAAUAUUCGCAGUAUCAGGCAUACCACCCAGGGCAUGAGCGUAACAUCCCAUCCAACAGUACAGACGCAAGUCGGCCACCAUCAUGGAUUCUUUCUGCCAUGAAUCUUCAGCAGUCUCUACCACCAGAGCAGAUGGCGGACCCUCCUUCACCUUCCAUUUCUGAGCCAGAGCGUUCGCCAGGGAUGAGACCAUCGAUUUUUGGAACAAGAGACUUGCCUCAAAUACCGUACCAGGAGUCUGUUGCAUGGGCGAACUCGACACGCUUUAAAUCUACAGCCGAGGAUCGAGCUCCCAUAGGGACAAUCCAAAAGCUCGAACCUACGAACAUCAAUCAUUUUCAGCGGGAAACUUAUGUGCGAAAAGACUCUCGGCAAUACUUUAGGAGUCCUCGCCACAUAAACGAGCCUUGGAAGUCCGGGACGUGGAAAAGAUUUCCAAUAUGGGGAUUCGGCGCUCUCUUCAUGGUCUUACUAUUCACUGGAGCAUCUAUCGGUAUCCUUGUUGGUAGCAACGGCAAAACAAAUGAGGACUGGAAGAUUGGAGGUGACAACGCUCAGCCUCAAGUUUACCUUUCCGUUUUCGAGAUGGUCAUGAAUCUCCUCACCUUUUUCGCUCUGGCAGAUGGCAUGGUAAUAAGGUACUGGUGCCAGCUACUACAUGGUACCACACUCUCCGCUAUGCACGAUACCUACGAAUCCGCACAGAUCUGGCCAGCCAUGAAGCGAAUCGCAACGCUGCGGUGGAACGGCGUAGCAGUUGCCUGUGUAUCAACCGUUGUAUCUCUAGCCCGUGGGCCCUUGUUCCAACGUGCCGUAACCAUGACUCCAUCGAAAACCUCCCUUCCAACAUAUACCAUCCACGUACCACUCAUUGCUGUUGGUACCUUCCUCUCGUUCCUGAGCGUUAUUGCCAUUGCUCCUCUCUAUCAAGGUUUCUGGCAGUUAGGCCGGCCCGUAAGCCUGAACCCUCUGGAGAUCGCGCGGGCGUUUGGUGCACCGUUGUUGAAGGGACUGGACGCGAACGCGACGCCGGAAAUGAUGACGGUGGAGCGCGGUGGGAUGGGUAUCAAGUAUGGGACACUGGAAAGGUAUGGCGAGGGCAAGGAUUUGAGGAUCGAGGAGAUGAGUCGGACGAAUAUCCGGAUGCCUUGGGAAGGGGAAAUCUUUGUUUGA